This is a messenger RNA of Caretta caretta (loggerhead turtle), 2211 nucleotides long. RefSeq names its product coenzyme Q7, hydroxylase (gene COQ7). Gene Ontology annotation, cellular component: nucleus; mitochondrial inner membrane. Lineage: Eukaryota; Metazoa; Chordata; Testudines; Cheloniidae. Gene Ontology annotation, molecular function: 3-demethoxyubiquinol 3-hydroxylase activity. Gene Ontology annotation, biological process: regulation of gene expression; ubiquinone biosynthetic process; regulation of reactive oxygen species metabolic process. The record is from RefSeq and is a predicted model, not a curated record.
AACUUGAGCGAGCCUUCUGGAUACGUCAUCGCUCCGCGCCGCGGUGAGGACUUUCCAGGCCCGGGUCAGGGCAAUGGAGGCAGCCGCUGCUCCGGCUGUGAGGGGGCUGCGCGCGGGCUGCCAGCGUCUCUGCUACGGGGCAGGUUCUGAAAGAAAAUGGAGUUUGCAGUCAAAACAGACUUCUUUCAGAUUUUAUAGUACUGGAAUGACGUUGGACAACAUCAACAAGCCAGCCAUAGAUCGCAUAAUCAGGGUGGAUCAUGCAGGGGAAUAUGGGGCAAAUCGUAUUUAUGCUGGGCAAAUGGCUGUGCUAGGUAGAACUACAGUAGGACCAGUCAUUCAGCAAAUGUGGGAUCAAGAAAAGGACCAUCUGAAAAAGUUUAAUGAGUUAAUUGUCACAUUUAGAGUUCGACCUACUAUUUUAUUGCCUUUUUGGAAUGUUGCAGGGUUUGCUUUAGGUGCUGGAACUGCUUUACUUGGAAAAGAGGGUGCAAUGGCUUGCACUGUGGCAGUGGAAGACAGCAUAUCAGAGCAUUAUAACAACCAGAUCAGAACACUAAUGGAGGAGGAUCCGGAAAAAUACAAAGAAUUAUUGCAGAUAAUAAAGAAGUUCCGGGAUGAUGAGCUGGAGCACCACGAUGUAGGGCUUGACCACGGUGCAGAAUUGGGUGAAGAGCUUAAUAAAAUUCAAGACAGGGAUCUCCAAAGACAUCAACAGCACUUGGAGCCAUACCCAGCACAAGGGCUCAGUGGCAUCCCACGCUGUGCAGGUGAGUGCCUGCAGCAAGCUCACAGGAGUUAUUGCAGCACUUGGGCCAAAGUUAGCUCCAAUACGCACAGAACUGGGCUGAUUUGAUCAAUAGAAAUUUGAAUGUGUACCUUUCCCCUUCCUCAACGCCUGGUUGCAAGGGGGGCUGUUGUUGACAGGGGGACCUGUUUGUCAGUGGACCUAGGCAGGCCCUCUCUCCUUCUCCAUUUACUGCUGGGUUUGGGAGCAGGUAAAUCUUUAGCCUCGGGGGGCCACUUGCUGCUGUCUGCUUCUCCUUGGCUGACAAGGACAAGGCUGUUUCCCAGGAUGAAAGCAAAUAAGUCAGGUCACGCCUCUCUUUAAAAGCCUCCCCAAGCCGACUGAAUGUCAUUCCCCCACAGACAGCAGGCUCCUCACAAUAUCCCCGUGCCCAGUGGAGUCUGUGACUAUGCCAGAAAAGCGGAAAACAUAGGCAGCCAUGUAAUCCCCAGCACUGCUGGGAUGGAGCAAGAAGUCUCCACCACAGCUGCAGAGCUUGUGAAGCUCAUGGAAGCUUCAUAGGCCAGCUGCCAUGGUGCCCCAGGGGAGGGCCUUCGCUUUUCAGUCUGUUUCUUUUGUUGACUGGGAGCUUUCGGGUUAUCUGGAGUGGCAGCGUUUAGACUUGCCUUUCAUCCCAAAUUUAGUGAGCCAAAUGCAUGUGUGACAUUACUGACAUAACCUGUGACUGUAUAGAUCAUUGUUGCAACCACUGUUAUAUAUUUGCGGCAAAUAUUGUACAAAGGUUGUCGUGUAAGGUGUCUAUGGAAAGGUUAUGCUUUGCUGAUUAUGAUUAUGCUCUCUGUAUGGGUCUGUCAUUUCUAUAGUUGACGUUAUGAAUAUUGGCUAUGUACUUGUAUAUCAAUGUGUUUUGAGUCUAAGUAGCCUCAGUGAAGCAUUUGGUCAGCUUCUUGAGAAGGGACUAUUCUCAGUAAGUGCCCAGUCAAGAAACACUUAACUGACAAUGGACUUUGGGAGACGCCAAUCCACAUCUGAGCUUUCCUGGGAAUGUUCAAACUAACAUGUAAACAAUGGCGUCGGCCUGCAAACUGUGUCAUGCAUGGAUAUGUGACUCCAGCCUUCAUCUUGCUACUGUGAUUUUCCACAGUAAGAACAAAAGGUGUCCUUCCAUGGGCAAGAGGCUAACAGGCUGCUGCAUCUCCUCCAUCUUGUCUUCAAUCCUGUUUCUUGCCUCUGGAGGAAUUUGGCUACAAACUGAAGCUCUGAACAAAGGACUGAAUGACCCAUCCCAGCUGUGGAUGUACUCCAGAGACUUGAUUUGAACCUGCAGUUUAUUCCAACACUGCUACAAGCCUGAACCAAGAACUUUGCCAUUACUGUAUGUAAUUGAUUCCAUUUAACCAACUCUAGCUCUCAUCUAUAUCUUUUUCCUUUUAUGAAUAAACCUUUAGAUUUUAGAUGCUAAA